Molecule: messenger RNA, 1056 nt
Organism: Glycine soja
Lineage: Eukaryota; Viridiplantae; Streptophyta; Magnoliopsida; Fabales; Fabaceae
Product: protein MAIN-LIKE 1-like
Exons: 3
Coding region: 1-1056 (351 amino acids)
Biological process (GO): meristem development; meristem maintenance
Source: RefSeq, a predicted model, not a curated record
AUGAGUGAUGGAUUUUGCGGUACUCAUUUGCAGAUCAUGGUUAGGACUAGAGGAUUAGGUCGUGCCUUAGGUCAAGUCACUGGCAGAGGUGUGGGCAGAGGAGAUCGUGAUGAUUCCGAUGAUGCUCCGCAGCGUCGACGGCCUACUGCAUCCACACGGAGGCAGCGAGUCGCUGUGACUGCGGAUCACGUCGAUGGGAGGAAGGUCCACAAUUUAGGUAGGCAUGUCCCUGCCAUUGAGGGACUUAUUGCUGGUACAGGACUAAGUCCUCUGAUCGCGUGUUCGGUAGACACCGGCAAUCGAGGACUUUUGUCCGCGUUUGUGGAGGGGUGGCAUCGGGAGACGUCUAGUUUCCAUCUCCCGGUGGGAGAGCUCACCAUCACAUUAGACGACGUCUCCUCUCUUCUCCAUCUUCCCGUUAUUGGCGACUUACACGCAUUUGAGCCCUUGCACGUGGACGAUGCGGUUCAGAUGCUGGUGGACUUGUUGAUGGUCUCUCCAGAGUCUGCUAGGGCUGAGACAGUCCAGUGUCACGGACUGUACAUAUGUCUGCAAUGGAGUGCAACCAAUGUCCAUGUUGUCUACUUGGAGGCCCUUCGUGACCUCAGUAUGACAGAGAGGUACGCCUGGGGAGUGGCUGCUUUGGUUCAUAUGUACGACCAGCUGAACGAUGCAUCUAUGAGCCACAGUCGACAGCUUGGUGAUUACAUCACACUGCUGCAGUGCUGGAUUUACGAGCACUUUCCCUCGGUCGCGGAGUCCACCGCUGAUCAGGACUACGACGAGGCUUCUCCGCGUGCGUGCAGGUGGACUGCAACGAAGAAGACCGUGAAGAGCUUUCGCACGCCGUCGUACAGGGAGUGCCUGGACCGACUCCGGAUUCCGGAUGUCUGUUGGAUCCCUUAUGGGGAGCAUCAGGAAGUCCGGGACUUCCACGUCAGAUCAUGCUAUUCCGGUCUCUUGCGUUGGGGGCCUGUUGCUGUUUAUUACCGACCGGAGAGGGUCGUGCGGCAGUUUGGCUACACGCAGACCAUUCCUGCUCCUCCUAUCGAUUAA